AUGUGCGACUUUUCGGAAUAUGGCCCUAAGUCUGCCGAAUGGCUUGCUGUAGAAGCAAGUCUCCCGCCUCCAUCUAUAUUUACGGAUAUCUAUGAGAGACAAGCAGCCAUCAACAAGGAUCGUGAAGAAACGUCUGCGAACGGCAUGAAAGAACUGAGUCACUUGGUCCGCAUGGAAGACUACAAGAUCCCCACGAGAGACAAUUCUUUCAUAGAAGCGCGAAGCUAUAAGCCUCUCGACGCUGCAGAUGAUCGCCUACCGAUUUGCAUCCAUCUUCAUGGGGGAGGAUAUUUAUUCGGGACACUCUCAUCCGAAGAUGCCAUAUCGUCGCGAAUUGCAGUUGGAGCGAAAGUGGCCGUUAUCAAUGUGAAUUACCGUCACACGCCGGAUCAUACUUUCCCCACGGCUUGGAAUGACGUUGAAGAUGCCUUUUACUGGGUACACGAUCACAUUGAGGAGCUUCAAGGCAAAUCUGACCAGGUUGUCGUUGGCGGUAUCAGCGCUGGUGCGCAGUUAGCAGCUGCCCUGACUUUAAGACAAAAUAUCUCUGCACCGGAUAUCCGCCAGUAUCCUGAAAUCGCUGGUCAGAUCCUGAUGAUUCCAGCCUUGGUUCACCAGGAUCAUUAUCAAUCGCAAAUUGACCAACUCAAAAGUCCCAUGGUAUCAUCAUAUGUCCAGAACGAGGAUGCUCCAAUCCUUCCCAAAAAGGUCAUCGACUUCUUUACUGGGUUGUUGAAAUUUUCGGUCCCUUUUCCAGAUGCCGAUGAUUUCCGAGUAAACACCGGAAACGCAUCAGCUUAUCAGGUAAAGGGUCUUCCUCCCGCUGUUUUCGGGAUUGCUGGUGCCGAUCCUCUGCGGGAUGAAGGCCUCUUGUAUGGUAAAAAACUUGCCGAAGCAGGUGUGCCUACGGAUGUUCAUGUUUUCAAGGGAUUACCCCAUGGGUUCCGUAGAUAUGGGGACGAGUUAUCUGAAUCUGAAAGAUGGGAUAGAGUUAUGGAGGAGGGAAUUACUUGGGCACUAUCGAACCCUGAGGCUAGGGAAUUUGAAGUGAAGACCACUUAG
This is a messenger RNA of Fusarium poae, 1062 nucleotides long. RefSeq lists its product as uncharacterized. The record is from RefSeq and is a predicted model, not a curated record. NCBI's taxonomy places the organism in Eukaryota, Fungi, Ascomycota, Sordariomycetes, Hypocreales, Nectriaceae. Gene Ontology annotation, molecular function: hydrolase activity. Bases 1 to 1062 code for a protein of 353 amino acids. The transcript has 2 exons.